Molecule: messenger RNA, 2148 nt
Organism: Exophiala viscosa
Lineage: Eukaryota; Fungi; Ascomycota; Eurotiomycetes; Chaetothyriales; Herpotrichiellaceae
Product: pyruvate kinase-like protein
Exons: 1
Coding region: 63-2096 (677 amino acids)
Molecular function (GO): 2 iron, 2 sulfur cluster binding; pyridoxal phosphate binding; oxidoreductase activity
Source: RefSeq, a predicted model, not a curated record
UCAGGCCAAGGAGUGGAGCGAGGGUUGCGACGCAGACGACUUUCUCAAAAUUGUCAUCCAGAAUGCAAUUUCACAAGCUUUGCUUUGGAAGAGUCAGAAUGCUACGAAGUUCCGGAUCAGUAUUUCGCACAGCUGCUUUCCCUACCCUGGCCAGCUGUCCAAAGACAACGGCCAUAACUCCGGUCAAAUGGGUGCCAUUGAAUACAUACAUACAUUUGUCAGCUCCGUUGCCAUUUGCAGCUUUUCAGGUAUUUUGUACCAUCUUGUCCCCUUGCACUAUGGAAGUUGUUGCUGUCAGCUACGCUCAGCCAAGGUGGCACACCAUCCAUGGCAAAAAAGAGUUUACCUCCAUCAUACAUGAACCUCUGACGUCGAAAGAAGAUCUCAUCAACGUCACUGUGAGAGACGGGGUUGAUGAGAACAAGCCUGCAGCCCACAACGCUCAGAUAUAUGCAUAUUUUGCACAACACUAUGACUAUUGGACCGAGACACUCAACGUCAAUCGCGCGGAAUGGGGAUGGUGCCACUGGUGUGAGAACAUCACCUUCAGAUGUGACGAAGGCGGGAUCCUCGCCGAGAAAGACUUCAACCUAGGGGAUGUCUGGCACGUUGGCAAGACCGCCCGUCUUCAGGUUUGCGGAAGUCGAGUCCCAUGUCACAAGCUAUCAUGGCGUUGUGGACAAAAGGAUAAGUGGAUCAAAGAGCUGGCAGAUACGGGCUUGUGUGGGGUGUACUUCAAGGUGCUAACAGAGGGAGAAAUACACCCUGGAGACCACGCAACGCUGCUUGAGAAAUUUCCAACCUCCCUGGACUGUGCAACCAUCACUAAGCUAGCUUUCGAUGCUUCUGUCAAGACGAAAGAUACCCUGAACAUUCUUCUAGCUGACCCGAAUCUUCUCUAUAUGAACAGAGCCAUCUUCCAGAGAAAGCUUUCAUCGAUGAAUGACCAACUUUUACUAGGGAAGAACUCCUGGACGGGUUGGCGGUCGUUUCGUCUGUUGAAGAUAGUAUCUGAGACGAACGAUGUCAAAUCAUUCUACCUCACACCAACAGACGGCAGACCGCUUGCGACAUACAUCCCAGGACAGUUCCUGACAGUCCAGCUACCUAAUGGAAUCGUGCGUUCCUGGUCGAUAUCGGACUGGAUUACCUACGAUGAUCCCAAGUAUUAUCGUCUCAGUAUCAAGAAAGCUGCCUCGCAACCCAACGCUCCAUCCGGGUCUGCGUGGAUGCAUGAUGAAUGCACAGAGAACACCAUACUUCAGAUUCGCUCCCCAGCAGGCGCCUUUACUCUUGACUGGACACCAAUGUUUGCUGGCCGACAGAUCUAUAUCUCCGCCGGAAUUGGAAUCACUCCUGUCCUCGCUAUGCUCAAAGCACACCUCACCCAUCCAGCAAUGAAAAUAACACCCGCAAUCUGGAUUCAAACGUCACGAAAUGGCCAAAGCCAUACUUUUCAAAAGGAAAUCGAGAACCUGUUACGAGAUGCGGAUCCCGAGGCUGCAAGCAUGAUCAAGAUGGUAACAACAUUCUCUUCACCUGGAGCAGAGGACCAGCUAGGUCAGCACUAUCAGCACAAAGGCCGCAUCACAGAACAACUUCUGAAGGACCUGAUUCUACCUCCAUAUUUUGUCGAUCCGGUCAAGAUCACGCCCAUCGAAAUUGAAGGCCAGUUCUCGACCGUCUAUAUCUGCGGCUCGACGUCCUUCGAGAAAGAGAUGAAAUCGUAUCUGCAAAGCAUUGGAGUUCCAGAGUUCAUGAUUCGCAGCGAAUCAUUCUCUCCAGGAGCAAUCAUUGGAGAGACUUCCAUCUCUAAGUCGUAUAUCACUUUCUCAAAAUCACAAUGCAGCACGAUAUGGAGAAAAGGCGCCGCCAAUGACAAACAGGACAAUGGGUCUUCCGUAAGAGCCUUAACAUUACUGGAAGCUGCUGAAAUGGCAGGCUUGACUCCGGGGUAUGGAUGCAGAGCAGGCACAUGCGGAGCCUGCACAGUCAAAUUGAGAAGCGGACAAGUGAGUGGUGGAAUGGAACCCAAUGGUGAUGUGAAGAUAUGUGUUGCAGUACCAGCGAGUGCAAAGAUUGAGAUAGAAGUAUAACGAUCGUGUCCGUGAAGACCUGAGAUGUUAUGAGGUAGAUACGGCGGAAAAG